This is a messenger RNA of Salvia hispanica, 691 nucleotides long. Its product is annotated as Heavy metal transport/detoxification superfamily protein. Gene Ontology annotation, molecular function: metal ion binding. The record is from RefSeq and is a predicted model, not a curated record. NCBI's taxonomy places the organism in Eukaryota, Viridiplantae, Streptophyta, Magnoliopsida, Lamiales, Lamiaceae.
AUUUUUGAGUUUUUUUUUUUUUUAAAGAAAAGAAAAUGGGUGUAUCAGGAACAUUAGAAUACAUUUCAGAGAUGAUGAGCAGCAGCCACAAACACAAAAAGAAGAAGAAGCAAUUCCAAACUGUAAACCUCAAGGUCAGAAUGGACUGCGAUGGCUGUGAGCUCAAAGUCAAGAACGCCUUAUCUUCUCUCUCUGGAGUGAAGUCUGUGGAGAUAAACAGGAAGCAGCAGAAGGUGACGGUGACGGGGUACGUGGAGCAAGCCAAGGUGCUCAAGAAGGCCAAGGCAACGGGGAAGAAGGCCGAGAUUUGGCCCUAUGUUCCGUACAAUCUGGUUUCCCAGCCCUACGCGCCGCAGGCCUAUGACAAGAAGGCUCCACCGGGCUUCGUUAGGAAAGUCGAAAACCCGGUCGCCUCCGUCAAGUAUGAUGAUCCCUACAUUGCUAUGUUUAGCGAUGACAAUCCAAAUGCAUGCUCCCUAAUGUAGUUAUGGAAAUUCUCAUAUUAAUUUUGUUUCAAGAAAUGUAUUUGGUGGUUGUAGUACUAAAUAAUUUGAUCGAUAUAUAUGAUUUUUGUUCUAAUUAAAUUGUGUAGGUCUUGUGGUGAUUUUGAUGAUUUUUGGACAUGUACGUAUUUUUUAUCAAGAAGAGGAAUGUUUGUCAUCAAUUAAUGAAGUUUUUAAUUUAUGGUACA